Messenger RNA from Cantharellus anzutake, 841 nucleotides. RefSeq lists its product as uncharacterized. Lineage: Eukaryota; Fungi; Basidiomycota; Agaricomycetes; Cantharellales; Hydnaceae. The record is from RefSeq and is a predicted model, not a curated record. The coding region runs from base 49 to 573 and encodes 174 amino acids. The transcript is spliced from 3 exons.
CCCAGACUGAGCAACACCCAGCUGCAGCCCCGAACGAGAGUCAAACUCAUGAAGCGGCCACCGAAACACAUGUGGAGCGUUUUCCGCAAGGAAAAAGACAUCAUAGCGAAAAAAAGGAGGAGGAACAUUCGACAGAAUAACGAACGAAGUUGGUGGGGAGCUGUGAAAAAAAUUUCACUGUCAGUGCUAGUAUAUGUGAACGGUUGUGAUGAAGUAAUUUUAAAUUGGUCGAUCUUGAGGGUCUUCAAGUUCCCCAGACGUCACGUACAUAUCAUUUCCAGUGGUAAGAGCGUUGAACGACGCCCAUGGGUAUCCGUCGCCCACAACGGUCUUCAAGUUAACCGAGUAUCGCUCGCGAUUCCGCGCAAUUCGGAAAUGCUAAGCCAUUUCAAUUUCCUGAUCGGAGGAAAUAGCCCAUCGCACAGCUACCCAAAUUCGGGUGACCCCUGCCACCUAGCAGUCACAGGGGGCUCAUCUCUUCGAUCUUUUGGGCUGUGUGUGGUUCCCGGCUCUCUGCUCAUUCGGGUCGCGAAAAGAGAGCAGAGAUUUCAUUCUAUCUAUAGUGUCAUAUAAUUGCCACAGGGUUCGAAUUCGUAUUUCCCUUCAUCCGUGAUAUCAAAAUUUGGAAGGCCUAACAAAGCUAGUAGUUCGUCGUUCGGAUACCAGCCGAAAUUCCCUUCUUUUUGUGCCAUUCUUGGCCCGUGGGACAUGGGCAGCGAGAAGCACCCGUUACGUGUACGUGAACUUGAAUAUGGAUUAGAAAUACAGCACAUUUCCACCCUCACCUGGAUUAGUAUAGAGGGGCUACGGAGAUGAGCGGCUCGGCUGGGAGGAAGCUCAC